Dovyalis caffra is the source of this 957-nucleotide messenger RNA. The record is from the annotation of a GenBank genome assembly. NCBI's taxonomy places the organism in Eukaryota, Viridiplantae, Streptophyta, Magnoliopsida, Malpighiales, Salicaceae.
AUGCAGUUUUUCGAUGGAUAUGGAUAUCAUGGGACAUCAUUUGAGCAGACAUAUCGAUGUUACCCUGCUUCAUUUAUUGAAAAGCCACAAAUUGAAAGUGGUGAUAAAAUUAUAAUGCCUCCCUCAGCUCUUGAUCGUCUUGCAUCUCUGCAUAUUGAUUAUCCAAUGUUGUUUGAGCUUCGGAAUGCUGCUACUGAGCGGGUGUCUCACUGUGGGGUUCUGGAGUUUAUUGCAGAGGAAGGCAUGAUUUAUAUGCCAUACUGGAUGAUGGAGAACCUGGUUCUACAAGAGGGAGAUAUAGUGCGAGUGAAAAAUGUAACUCUUCCAAAGGGAAAAUAUGUUAAACUGCAACCGCACACAAAGGACUUUUUGGAUAUAUCGAACCCAAAAGCUAUCUUAGAGACAACUUUAAGGAAUUAUUCCUGCUUAACCACUGGGGAUAGUAUUAUGGUGGCAUAUAACAACAAGAAAUACUACAUAGAUAUCAUAGAAACAAAGCCAUCAAAUGCAAUAAGUAUCAUUGAAACAGACUGUGAGGUGGACUUCGCACCUCCCCUCGAUUACAAGGAGCCUGAAAAGCCUGUUGCAUCUGUUCCUUCAAGCAAGGGAACCUCUCAAGUUGAAGAGGUACCAGCUGAGACGCAACCAAAAUUUAGCCCCUUUACAGGAGCAGGGAGACGCUUGGAUGGGAAACCUUUGAACUAUCAGCCUCCACCAAUUUCUUCAUCAGGGUCCAAAGACAAGCAACCUUCUGUUGCACAGCCUUCUCUGGGGUCUAGUUCACAAAAUACUGCUCGCCAGUCUCAGGGAAAGCUUGUAUUUGGAUCAAAUGCAAGUCACGCUCCUAAGGAAACACAAAAGGGAACGGGAAAAGAGACUAAACAAGAGCAGUCAGAAAAGAAAGAAGAACCAAAAUUCCAGGCAUUCUCAGGAAAAAAGUACUCUUUGAAGGGUUGA